AUGUCUUCCCAAAGCCCUGCCAAACUCGAGCCCCUGCUUGUAUCGCACGGCGGAAAGUGGACGUUGACGUCUGAUGGAGAGGCUUUGGAGCGGAGUUUUAAGUUUAAAAACUUUACAAAGACGUGGGAUUUUAUGACGGCUGUUUCGCUGCAGUGCAAGAUCUGGAAUCAUCACCCUGAGUGGUCAAACGUCUACAGCACAACAUUCAUCCGCUGGACAACCCAUGUGCCCAAGGGCCUAUCAGAUAAAGACAUUGGCCUGGCCACACUAUGCGAUGCUCUGGCUAAAGACUUUGGAGAGCUGGACCCUGAACCUGCAAGUUGCGAGAUGAAGAGCCUGGCAAAUGAAGUAGUCAAGGAUGGAAAUUGUUGUGUGAAGAAAUGA
This is a messenger RNA of Trichoderma atroviride IMI 206040, 384 nucleotides long. RefSeq lists its product as uncharacterized. Gene Ontology annotation, biological process: tetrahydrobiopterin biosynthetic process. Lineage: Eukaryota; Fungi; Ascomycota; Sordariomycetes; Hypocreales; Hypocreaceae. The record is from RefSeq and is a predicted model, not a curated record. Gene Ontology annotation, molecular function: 4-alpha-hydroxytetrahydrobiopterin dehydratase activity.